AUGUCAACCUCCCUAUUAGGUCCCCCCUCUGCUGCUGCCAGUCAUCAUCAGCAGCGACAGUAUUCCCAACGGGAUGAUGGCGACCGUGUCGUCUUGCUGCUGGAUCUGGACUGCUUUUAUGCCCAGUGCGAACGGAUUCGUCUGGGAUUUUCCGACCCCGAGACUUGCUGCAUUGCUCUGUUGCAAUGGAACUCUUGCUUGGCCGUGUCGUAUCCAGCACGUGCGUAUGGCAUCAAACGAGGCGAUGGAUUUGAACAAGUCGCCCAAAAGAGUCAAGGAAAAUGCAUGGCGGUUCAUGUGCCUAUACUGGAGACUUCAUCAGACAAUGUCGAUUUUGACGGCGAUUUCGCCUCCGAGUACUGUCAGUCCCAGGAGGAACAACUCCGGUUGCGACGACAAGAUAUUGGACGACGGAGAUACGCCACCGAAGGAAAGGCGUGUCUGGAACGGUAUCGAGUGGCAUCCAGACGCAUUUUUGAUGUUGUCAAGGAAUGUCUUGGACUUGCUGGUAACAGUAGUAGCAAGAGUGGAAUCAUUUUGGAAAAGGCUUCCAUUGACGAGUUCUUUCUCGAUGUGACAACCAUUUGUCGUACUCCAGAUCAUCCAUUGUGGGAAACCAUACUAAAGCAACAGCAAAUAAAAUCUACAGACAAUGACAAACAAAGUCAACAAAAUCACAAGACAGUACUAGUGGGGGACAACAACACGAAUACUCAAACAACCAAUGACAUGCAGCAGGAAGAUCCUCCAAAUGGGAAAACCAACAAUUAUUCACAACUAGCACACAAUUACCCAGAAUUGGACCGGGGUUGUCAAUUGGCGCAAUUCAUUCGGCAAUCGGUCUAUCGCGAGCUGGGAUUCACACUGUCGGCGGGAAUCAGUGUCAAUAAAAUGGUGGCCAAAUUGGCGGCGUCCUAUGGCAAACCCAAUGGACAAGCCGUCGUUGUCCCCGACCAGAUUCUCACCAUGAUGGCAUCCACCAAGCUCUCCAAAGUACGCAAUUUUGGUGGCAAACUGGGAAGAGAACUCUUGCAAGUGCUGCCCCCUGGCGUCCCGGAAACCAUGGGAUCGGUUGCCAAGUACUUGUCCCUGCCACAAUUGCAGCAACAGUUUAGUGCCGAAUCGGCCCACUUCAUCUUUCGAGCUUGUCGAGGACAAGACAAUGAACAAGUUCAAACCGAGUCUGUUGUCAAAUCCAUCACGGCAUUCAAGAGUCUCCCACGAUCCGUGACCGAUACUGCCGAUGUACAAGACAACGUUCUGCUGGGAUGGAUUGAAUUGUUGGUCAAAGAAGUCGUGUCGCGCGUCGAAACCGAUGCCAAAACCAAUCAACGCUAUCCACGAAAUUGUACCAUUCACUAUGGGUGUGCGGGAAAUUUGAACGCAGCAGGAAGGCUCGAUAUGAAAUCCUUUCGCGUCCCAUUUCCAUCGCAAAAGUGGCCCGCGGCACAAAAAAUAGCGCAUUUGAUGGACGUGAUACCCCACAAGAUUGUCGAACGAGAAGUGGGGACGAAAGCUAGCGGGGCUAGUAGUAGUAGUAGUAGUACACGGAAACGAGUACAGUUGGUGAGAAUUGGGGUUUGCGCCACGGAGAUGAAUGAACAAGUCAACAAGCAGGGGAGCAUUGCGAAUUACUUUUCAUCAUGCACCACUCCUGCCACUACUACGAAUGGAUCCAGAAAGGCAUCUGUACCGGUAAACAAGGAUACAAUGACAGCAGCAACAGCCACAAAGGAGCCCGAACGCAGUGCGAGUCAGUCGGAACAGAAUAGUAUUUUGGAGAGCAAAAAGCGUUCCAACCCGUAUGCAAAACCUGUCAAUCCGUACAAAAAGGCGUCGAAGAAAGUGCCGAAAGCGGGAACUCUGGCAACAAAAUCGUUCCUUUCGCAGUCUGCCACAGUUUCGCCCAAAACUCCUGCCGCAAGCUGGGAAGAUGCAUCCGUCGGGCCAAGAUCGGGGAACCGCCAAAAGGAUAACUUCCUCUCGAGAGAAGUCCAAAAGACGGAUCAUGAGAGUGAAAUUCAGACACUCAAUAUUCCCGACGGAGAAUGGAAAUCCAUGGCUGUGACCCCAUCCACUACCACCUCCCAGACAGCAUUGCAAACCACUGAUGGCGAGGGCGCUUCCAUUGUUGCGGCAACCACAUCACAAUCAGCCAGUGCGGAGGUUCCGUCCAACUCCACCGUUGCUCCUGCAAGUUCCGAAACAGGUGCUCCGCAGGAAGACCCUGACCUUGAACUUGCGAAGCGACUGCAGGCGUCAUUUGAUAAAGAAGAGCGUACUCUUCGUUUGUGGGAUGCCACGAAAAAGAAAGGGUCCGGUCGGUCGUCGGGCAGCAGCAUUGGUAGUGGCCGAGCCACCAAAAAGGCAAAGGCAAAAAGGAUCAGCUCAUUCUUUCGCGCGUCGUCGCCCAAGUAG
Messenger RNA from Seminavis robusta, 2418 nucleotides. The record is from the annotation of a GenBank genome assembly. Lineage: Eukaryota; Bacillariophyta; Bacillariophyceae; Naviculales; Naviculaceae.